UAUAGUUACAAUAGAAAAUGAAGAAGCAAAUAAUAGUUGCAGUAAUGUAAUGUCAUUGUCCAAACCUAUUUUGUUGAGUAGCAAUCUAAGUCUUUCAAGCCUUGCACAUGAUAAUCGGACUGCACAUCCAGCGCAAAAAGCAAGAAAAACAUUUGCAAAGCCACAAGAAAUUUGUACUCCUUUAAAGAGUAUACAGAACCAAACUUUAACACUUCGUUCAUUAAGUAAAAACUCGUCUACUGCUCUUAAUAGUCCUAACGGAUCUGAUGCCUUUACAACAUCAUCCGUAGAAAGACAAGAAUUUCGAAAAAGAUUGGCACGUUUGAGAGAAGUUUCUCCAUCAGAGACUGAUUCGCCACAAUCUUCACAAUGUGCAACACCAAAAUCAGCAGUCCGAAAGAGAUUUGCUCGUUUGCAGGCUACACAAAAAAAUUAUCAUUGCAGGAUGUAACAAAUCAAGCUAGUUAUUUAGAAUCAUCACAUAACUUCCCAGCUGAUAAUACAAAGAAAAAUGGCAAAAGUAGUCAUUCAGAAUCAUCGCAAAAUGUCGUAGCUAAUAUUACACAGGAAAAUGAUGGAAGAAAUCAUUUGAUAUCACCACCUAAUUCGCCAGCCAAUGAAAUACAGAACAAUGACAUAAAUUUGAGUCCGCUUAUUCCAAAUACACCAUCUAAUUCCCCAGCCAAUGAAAAACAGAACAAUGACAUAAAUUUGAGUCCGCCUAUUCCAAAUACACCAUCUAAUUUCCCAGCCAAUGAAACACGGAACAAUGGCAGAAAUUUGAGUCCGCCUAAUCCAAAUAAUAUACCAAGUGACCGAGACGAGUCGAAUGAAUCUGAUGGAGAGUCAUCAUCUGCAAGCAGUGAAGCUGAUGAGGAAGUUGAGUGUAAAUAUUUGUACACAUACAAGAGAAAAUUGAUAUGAAGCCAAAUAUUGCAGUGCACCAUGCGAGAUACGAAAGCGUUGAUGAUGAUAACAUUUACCUUGGUGAAAAUAUUACUUUUGGAACUGACUCAUGGCGCUUAUCGAAGAACCUUAAAUACACGCUUUUCUUAAGAGAUCUAGCAGGUUAUCUUUGGAGAAAGAGCAUAUUACCAUACCGAUGCCUUGAUUUAAAAAAAGCAAAAAAAAACAUGCCUAGAGGAGCUGAGCUAAAGCUUUGUUCACCUCGAAAAUUGGACUUAUACUUAAGCGUAUUUAAAGAUUUUCUUAAAGUACAUAAAAGGUACAAAAAUAUGUCUGAUGAUGACCACGAUUUGAUGAUCAAGAACUCAACCGAAGUU
Messenger RNA from Nasonia vitripennis (jewel wasp), 1283 nucleotides. RefSeq names its product AAC-rich mRNA clone AAC11 protein-like. The coding region runs from base 370 to 924 and encodes 184 amino acids. The transcript is spliced from 4 exons. NCBI's taxonomy places the organism in Eukaryota, Metazoa, Arthropoda, Insecta, Hymenoptera, Pteromalidae. The record is from RefSeq and is a predicted model, not a curated record.